GCAUAAAGGAAUGUCUUAGCUUAACUACCUAUAUAAGUAAAAUAGAACAACACAUUAAAAUGUACAACUAUGAUCUGUUUUAUCAUUCAGAUCAAUAAAUUUGUAGCUGAGAAAUUUAAAAACAGUCUUAGUAUACCACUCGGUGGUGACCAGCUGACACGGGUGGCAUUUGAUUCUGCUCGCCAACUUAGAGCUGGAGCACACACAAGAACCGAAAGGCUAGAGCAGUUCACGCCAGUGGUUGAAGAAAUGUACCAUGUACAACAGGACCUUCUUGAGAAAAUUAUUAAGAAGUUCUACAGCACAGAAUGUUCAAGAGAAGUUGGACCUCUUGCGCAUUACAGGGCAGUUCUUCAUCGUACAAAUGUGAAUGGACAGGUUAAGUCGGGUGUAUAUGAAUUUCACAAAGACUUCAUUUUCACAGUUGCAAGGUAUUAAUAUUGUAUGAACAAUGGGUGUAAGGUAUAAAGUACAAGUCAGUACAUUUUAAUACCAUUACCUUAACCAGUGUUCCUGGAUUCUGUACCAGUACAAACCUGUUCUCCACAAUUAACUGCCAACUUCCAAACAUGAAUCAGAUGAUAAGGACGAAUGAUUUUAGGCACAGUGUCUUUUAUUAAACCGUCCGAGAGAACAUAUGCCUGGCCCAGGGCUCGAUCUUACGAACUCGCGAUACACAGGUUUGUGCUGUCUAUUCUGAGCUAAGCAGGCAGGCCAGCAGUACAAGCAGAAGCAAUUGUUAAAAAUUGUCCACUUGUUAACUGUAUCAUAUUAAUCUAUAAUUCUUAAGCUGUAAGUAAAGCAAAGCCAAGCCUUGCCGUACAUGGUGCCAUUGGAUAUGUGUGUACUUUUUACCAGUAAAAUAAAUGCAUACUUCUCCAAUAGAAAUUGAAAAGAAAGUCAUAUUUCAGCCCAAAUAAUUCAAAUACAUGGAACACCGUUAAAGCUAUACUUUAUUGAAUAUUUUCAUUGUCUUUAACAGUAUAACCACUGCUAAAAAUACCGUAAAAAUUUUUUCUUCAAAGACAGAUUUUUGCUUUAAAUUGAAUUUUUUAUUAAACAAAAAU
Molecule: messenger RNA, 1067 nt
Organism: Mercenaria mercenaria
Lineage: Eukaryota; Metazoa; Mollusca; Bivalvia; Venerida; Veneridae
Exons: 2
Coding region: 70-438 (122 amino acids)
Source: RefSeq, a predicted model, not a curated record